Pseudovirgaria hyperparasitica is the source of this 1050-nucleotide messenger RNA. Its product is annotated as exosome complex exonuclease Rrp4. The coding region runs from base 1 to 1050 and encodes 349 amino acids. NCBI's taxonomy places the organism in Eukaryota, Fungi, Ascomycota, Dothideomycetes, Acrospermales, Acrospermaceae. Gene Ontology annotation, molecular function: RNA binding. The record is from RefSeq and is a predicted model, not a curated record. The transcript has 2 exons. Gene Ontology annotation, cellular component: cytoplasmic exosome (RNase complex); nuclear exosome (RNase complex). Gene Ontology annotation, biological process: poly(A)-dependent snoRNA 3'-end processing; exonucleolytic trimming to generate mature 3'-end of 5.8S rRNA from tricistronic rRNA transcript (SSU-rRNA, 5.8S rRNA, LSU-rRNA); TRAMP-dependent tRNA surveillance pathway.
AUGCCUUUCACCAUCCUACCGCCAGCGCCCGCCGCUACCCUACCAGCCGUGUCGAGAGACGACGAUGAAUAUGAUUCUGAAGGCGACACGAGUAUGGGCGGGCUCGAUGGUGGGGUAUCGCUGACGCCCAAGACACAUUCCAACUCGAUUGUUACGCCUGGCGAGCUGGUCACGGACGACGUGCAAUGGAUGCGCGGCCAUGGAACCUACGUUCCAAACGACUCCACUACAAUACUUAGUACUGUUGCCGGCACCGUGCUAAAAACGAAUAAACUCCUUUCCGUCGUACCCCUCCGUGCUCGAUAUACUCCCGAGAUUGGCGAUUUGGUCAUUGGUCGCAUCGUCGAAGUUCAAUCCAAAAGAUGGCGGGUCGAUGUUGCCGGACCCUUGCUUGCUUCGCUUCCCUUGUCCGCUAUCAAUCUCCCAGGCGGUAUACUUCGCCGAAGGACUGCUGUCGACGAGCUCAACAUCAGGACGUUCUUCACGGAGGGAGACUUGGUAGUUGCAGAGGUUCAGACUAUACAUGGAGAUGGCGCGGCCUCACUUCAUACGAGGAGCUUGAAAUACGGAAAAUUGCGCAACGGCUACUUUAUUAGUGUGACCGGUACUGGUGGUAGUGGGGGCAAGAGCGGUGGAGUAGCGAGGUCUAGAAGACAGCUCUUCACACUGACUACGGCGCGUGGUGGAGGCGAGAUUGAUGUCAUUCUGGGAGUAAACGGAUACAUUUGGAUCUCGAAACACGUGGAGCCGGUUGCCGCCGGGAAGGAUGUCAGCAUCACGCGAAUUGAGGAAAGCAUCAGCUCAGAGAUCUACUCGAGCCAGAAUGAUGAGAUUGGCAUGGAGACGAGGAAAGAGAUAUCGCGGAUUGCAGGAAUCAUAAGAGCGCUGGUAGAGGGUGGAGUGCGGGUGGAUGAAGAGAUUGUCGUCAAAGCAUACGAAGCCAGUAUCGAAAUGGACUUUGAUUCUGGCUUCAAGGAGGAAGACCAGUCGAGCGACUUCAUGGGUGGUGAUAGGGGGAAAAGGAUCGUUGCACUGGCUCUUGCAGCCUGA